UAGAUCUCACCUCAAAUACGAAGCUACCAGGUCGGCGCCCUCUUUCUUUCUCUCUCUACUUUCCUGAGCUUUCUUUUCCCCCAAGCAACAAACCGCAUCAAAUCAACGCAUUUAAUAACCAAGAAAAAUAAAAGAAUACAAUUUAAAUCGCAGCCUUGGUUCUUCUUCUUUCUUCGCCAUCUAACGUCGUCGUCUCGUUCUCACCACAGCCCAACGCUCAUUCCCCUCCCGAGUCCGAGACGACGACGUUGACGGCGCCAAAUCGAUGCGAACUGAAAGCUUUGAUCAUGAGGAUUUUGAUUCUGCUCACGAAUAGAGGACUCUAGUAUUGGAGUUGCUUGGGAGCUUCUGGUCAAAAAAAAAAGAUAAAGAAAAAAACUUGUCGACUUCGUGCAGAUGGCUGGAAAGAGAGAUACUUGUACAGAAAUGGAUUUUAUUUUGCAGAUUUUGGGUUCGCAAUUUCUCCUCUAUGGCAAUUUCGUUGGGGGAGUUUUGGUAGAAGACUUAGAGAGAAUACCAGUUAAUCUUUUGUGUUUUAGUUUGUGAAUAAGGAUUGUUAUUGUAGAUAAAUGGAAUCAAAGUGGGUUAAAGUAUUGGAUAAUGGCCAUAGAAUCAUUGUUGACGCAAAGAGAAAACAGGCAGCCCAAUGUGCAGCAAUUGAAGCAAGCCACAAGGUUUUGUCAGUUCAGCCCAACCAUAAUUCAUUAUUUACGAAGCUUGGCAAGCGGAAAAGACUGGUUGGAUGCAAAACGAAAUGUGGGGUGCACUUGAGAAAAUCGUUACAUAAGAACUAUUCCAAUUUCAUGAAAAGUGGACUGCCACAGCGGUUACUGUUUUAUCAGAAUGGUGACUGGAAUGAUUUUCCUUGUGAUAUUGUUGAGUUGGUUAGCAAAGAUUUUCAAAUGAAAAAUGCGGCAAUUGAAGUCCAGUUCAAGGGCUGCCAUUUAAUGUUUGAUGUCUUGUACAUGAUUCAAGUAGAUUUGAAGACAGGUUCCCAGAAGCCUAUAGCUUGGAUUGAUGAAUCAGGUAGCUGCUUUUUUCCUCAAUUAUACUCUACUGAUCGUGGAAUUCAUGAAUGCAAUCAAUCUGAGUUAGAAAAAGAUGAAUUUGGGUAUGCGGAGCCAAAUGGGGCCCCUGAAAUCAAGUUGCAUCUUCAAAUAGAAGUAAACGGAGUUAAUGGCUACAAUUUCGAGGAAUGUGUGGAAGAGUCAAAUAUUUGUGCUAAGCGAAUUAAAAUUGAACAAAAAUCUAACAGAAAUAAUGAUGAGCUAGGCAUUGAUGACAAUUAUAAUGAAAAAUCUGUUUCAAAAAUGGACAAGGUUGUUGAGGAAGUUCAACAGAGUGGCAAAAAUUUAUCCUCUAAGUUUGAAUAUGUUUGUGAAACUGUAGAUUUAGAUAUUGUGAAAAACAUGUUCGUUGUGGGCAUGAACCCGUCCUUGAAUGCGAACAUACUUGAAAUUAACAGAUGCUCUGGUAAUGUGAUGCAAAUUCGCUGGGAAAUUUUUCAGAAGCAGAUUGAGAUAACUCAAAGGUAUCGUGGGGAUCCAAAUGUUCGGUAUGCUUGGCUCGCUUCUACAAAAGAUGCACUGCCUAGUAUCAUGACCUAUGGGCUUGCACAUUGUGGACUCAAAACUAAGGCCACAUAUGGUUUUGGAGUUCACCUUGCAGCUGUGAAGUGUGCCCUCACCAGUGCAAGUAAUUGUGAUGUUGAUGAAAAUGGAAUACAACACAUGGUGUUUUGCCGUGUCAUACUGGGAAAUAUGGAACUUGUUCAUCCUGGAUCUAGACAAUUUCAUCCCAGUAGUGAAAAUUUUGAUAGUGGAGUUGAUGAUCUGCAAAAUCCGAGUCAUUAUAUUGUUUGGAACAUGAAUAUGAGCACACACAUCUAUCCAGAAUAUGUUGUCAGUUUCAAGGCGUCCCACAGUGUUGAAGAAGCUCUGGUCGGGAGAGGAAGUCAAUUUGAUGUACCUGGUGUUACUACUAGUCAGGACCAUCAUGGUCAAUUGCAGCUAGAUUCAUCUUCAGUUGAAACGGAGAGAAAUUUCCAUCGGCGUCGAGAUACUGGGGCCAAAUCUCAGGGAAAUACCCCUAACAUCGGUUCAACCACCUCCAAGACUCCUAAAUCCCCUUGGAUGCCUUUUGCUAUUUUGUUUGAUGCCAUCUCCAAUAAAAUAGAUCCUAAAGAUAUGAAAUUGUUGAAUAUUCAUUAUGACCUAUUCAGGAGCAAGAAAAUCAAUCGGGAUGAUUUUAUUAAAAAGUUGAGAUUGAUAGUUGGGGAUCAAUUGUUGAGGUCUACGAUAACUGGUCUUCAUUGUAAGUUACCAUCCAAUUUUAUAUGCCCGCCAAAAGUGCCGAAGGAGGAACAAGAAUGUUGAGGCAGCAGUGGUACACUGUUUCUCUUAUAUGGUUACAUAAAAAUGAUCAAAAUUGUUUUAGCUGCUGCUCGUGGGAAUUUGUCGUCAUUGAGUUGUGAACAAUGUAGUUUAGGUAUAUGAAAUUUGCUUUUAAUUUCAUUUUUUUGGGUCUGUCUUAUUAUGUCACUAUUCAACUUGUUGAACUUAGUACAUUUUUCAAUGAAAGCAUGCUGUUUAAUGGCUGGUCUCAA
Camellia sinensis is the source of this 2605-nucleotide messenger RNA. Its product is annotated as inactive poly [ADP-ribose] polymerase RCD1. Gene Ontology annotation, molecular function: NAD+ poly-ADP-ribosyltransferase activity. The record is from RefSeq and is a predicted model, not a curated record. Lineage: Eukaryota; Viridiplantae; Streptophyta; Magnoliopsida; Ericales; Theaceae.